Molecule: messenger RNA, 1344 nt
Organism: Aspergillus welwitschiae
Lineage: Eukaryota; Fungi; Ascomycota; Eurotiomycetes; Eurotiales; Aspergillaceae
Exons: 4
Coding region: 1-1344 (447 amino acids)
Biological process (GO): regulation of transcription by RNA polymerase II
Cellular component (GO): nucleus
Molecular function (GO): DNA-binding transcription factor activity, RNA polymerase II-specific; RNA polymerase II cis-regulatory region sequence-specific DNA binding
Source: RefSeq, a predicted model, not a curated record
AUGGAAACCGCAGAACCAGUUUCAUACGAAUUCCCCGGCCACGCCGUUGGGGCUGUUGCGCCUCGUCGAAUGAUGGGCUCGAAUGUCGGCCACAACUUCCCAUUUUAUACCAACCCGACUGGUGGCUAUACACUUCCGUUUCAUCAAUCUUCGUCACCAGCGUAUAGCUUCGGACACACACUCAACCACCAUCACCAUCAUCACCACCAUCAUCCGGGCUACCAGCAUUACUUUGUAGCCGGCCAGCAGCCGAUCAAUCCCCAGCCGGUCCGUCUAUCCUCUGAGCCGCCAUCCAUCCAGCAAAUUCCCGAUAUUCGGCCGGCCAAGAAUGCUGUUAAUCGUGUAGCCAGGGAUCCUCUGAUGAAGAUCGAGCACAAUGGGGCGUCACAGCAACCUCCCGGGGCCCAGUCCUCGAGUAACGAAGAAGGUGCACAAGGGAAGAGCUCCAGCUCCAAUGAGGUGGAAUUCUCGACAGAGGUAGAUAUCUUGAUGAAGGCAAUCCAGGCCAAAGCCAGUGCUCAGUCACCCGGAGUACAGUCUCUGCCGCCACUGCAACAAUUGACACACGGGGGAAGCAAUGGAUACCCUCAGAGUUAUUCAAUGCCGGUGACGACCCCCCGGUGCACUGUUAUGGUCGAAGAAGCCCCAUCGCGAUCAGGCAAAAAACGCAAGUAUGCUUGCACUUUACCGCAGUGCGGCAAGAGCUUCGCGCAGAAGACGCAUCUGGAUAUUCAUAUGCGGGCUCACACGGGGGACAAGCCCUUUGUGUGCAAAGAGCCUUCAUGUGGACAGCGCUUCUCUCAGUUGGGUAAUCUGAAGACUCAUCAACGACGCCAUACUGGAGAAAAGCCAUUUUUUUGUGAUAUAUGUCAGAAACGAUUUGCUCAACGAGGCAACGUCCGUGCUCACAAGAUCACCCAUCAACAUGCCAAACCAUUCACUUGUCUCCUGGAUGACUGCGGAAAGCAGUUCACCCAGCUUGGAAACCUUAAGUCACACCAGAACAAGUUCCAUGCCACAACCCUACGAAAUCUUACUAUGAAAUUCUCCCAAGUGACAGAGGGAGAUCACAUGAGCCCACAAGACAGAAAGCUCUGGGAAUACUUUGCCACUUUGUAUAAGAACAGCAACAAAGGAAUCAAGGGCCGCGGGAAAGAUCGCAGGAUCUCGCCUACUUCACGGUCUGAUCCCGGCUCCGAAUCCCGCAGAAGGAUCGAGCCACUCAGCAGCACUGAUGACAAGAUGCGCCGAGCAAGCUAUGGAGAUACAUCUAUGUAUAACGGAGGUUCUAGCAGCGAUGACGACGACGCAGAACCAUACUUUAUUGAGAGGCAGGCUCAUUGA